Caenorhabditis sp. 36 PRJEB53466 is the source of this 635-nucleotide messenger RNA. Lineage: Eukaryota; Metazoa; Nematoda; Chromadorea; Rhabditida; Rhabditidae. The record is from the annotation of a GenBank genome assembly.
AUGGGCGAAGAGGACGAGAAGCAGCAGCAAGUGGACAAGCACAACUGGGGAAGCGAGGAGCUGUCUAAAGUGAGUUUUUGUAAUAAAACCAUGCGCGAUCGCGCGCGUAAGAAGAUUGCUCUGAUCGUCUGAACCUAUUCAUCCCACUGAGAGGGCAAAUAGAUGCAUUCUGCUCUCUGUUUCGGUGUAACAAUUCCGACCUUUUUCUCUCGCCGCCGCGCCGAAUAUUCUCGCAUUUUCGACAUAGAAAUGAGCUCGAACAGUGAUGAAAGCGAUUUCGAUGAGCAUUAUAUUCCCGAAGUACGGUUUUAACAAAAUAAUUGCAUUAAAAAAAUUUGUAAUCAUUUUUCGCAGGUCUCGGAUACGAGGGACGAGAAAGACGACCAAGACCUGCAGUUGAACCCUGAUGCUCUGGGCAACUUGUUCAACUCUUCGGCUCCCGCGCGCCCAAAGGUUAGACCACAUUAAACAAUUUUUUUAUUCUAAACAUAAAUGUUCUUCAGAUUAACAUCAAGAAAGAUGAUCUCCAGCUGAUCAUGAACGAGUUGGAGCUUUCCGAGGCGACUGUCCGCUCCAAGCUGAUCGAGACGAACGGAGAUGUCAAGGCGGCGUUGAGAUCUCUCUGUGGUCUUUAA